Messenger RNA from Owenia fusiformis, 1410 nucleotides. NCBI's taxonomy places the organism in Eukaryota, Metazoa, Annelida, Polychaeta, Sabellida, Oweniidae. The record is from the annotation of a GenBank genome assembly.
AUGGCAGUGAUUAUGGUGGCGAUUAUUUCUCUAUUAUGGAGCACUGUUGCUUCUACUAGUCCAAGUGCGAUGUUGUACAUAGGAGGGGAAACAAGACAAUUAUAUAACAAUUUUACUCUUGGCGUGUAUACGUUAGUUGUGGAUGCUUCGAAUCAAACCCAGCAUUUCAAUGGCAAACCGUCGUAUCGGCAUGAGACUGGAAGCCUAUUCCUUUACUAUAUGCCGAGCUUAAUGGAUGGACCAAGUUGGAGAAUAGGGGACACUAUAGGAGAUUCAGCGACAUAUGUAAAGAUCGAACAAACUGUAGAGUUACCAGAAUUAAUAACCGAGCCUCUGUACACUUGGAGUGGAUCUGAUUGGAUAGUAAUGGACGGAAUAUCGAUAGUUCCUUUUAAUGAAGGCAAGAACACCUGUAGACAUCUAAAGCUAUCCGGAAUUGAAAAUUCUAACAUGAACGGCAUAUACGAGAACAGAAAUAUGACUAAUAGACAUAGGCCUAGUUACUACCACAUGGUCCUUGCAGGGUAUUAUCUGUACUACACAUCUUAUAGGAGGAGAUGGUUGGUUGAUUCUGAUUUUAAUGAUACUGCUUAUUUCGCAUAUUCCGCUGCUAAUUGGAGACUUCAUCCGGUUUCAACAAAUCCUUGGGUGGUGUCGAUUGCAACAUGGAAACAACAACAAAAUGUUGUAUUAAAUUGCUUAGAUGGGAAUAUACAGUGUAGCUAUAUUCUACUAUCUGGUAUAGUGGAGACGCCAUCAAUAAACGGUUUAUAUGAGAAUAAUAACAAGAUCAUCGCGAAUAUGUCUACUUACACGAAGCAGAGUAAUACAGCGUACCACAUAUACUUUGUAAUGUCUACUGGAAGUAUGGGAAAAUGGGUGAUUGAUACCGAUUUUGUUUCAACGCAUUAUCCUGCUAGUUCAAAUACCAUUGAUAUUGGAACUGGAGUUGAAAACAACCCCACCGCUGCAUCCUACUGGGUAGCACUGGGAGAUGCCGAAUGGGUUACCCAGGAAAAUUCAAAAUGGAGUUGUGUUGAUGAUAUUGAUGAUUGCCAUCACUCUCUUUGUAAAAAUAGUGGAUCUUGUAUAGAUGGCGUGGACAGUUAUAGUUGUAACUGCGUCGCUGGCUACACUGGUAGUCUUUGUGAGUCAGAGUUAAAUGAAUGUCUGAGCUCACCUUGUCAAAACGGAGAAUGUAAUGAUGCUUUCAACAACUAUAUAUGUACGUGCAGAGAGGGGUUUACUGGCCGCCAUUGCGAGAAAGAUAUUAAUGAAUGUGAAAGUAAUCCAUGUCUAAAUGAAGGAAAUUGUAUUGAUAGAGAGAAUGGAUAUGAAUGUAAUUGUGUUCCCGGAUAUACUGGCACUAAAUGUGAAACAGGUACAUAUAUAUCGGCAAUUAAUAUCUGA